Molecule: messenger RNA, 1800 nt
Organism: Magallana angulata
Lineage: Eukaryota; Metazoa; Mollusca; Bivalvia; Ostreida; Ostreidae
Exons: 2
Coding region: 51-1700 (549 amino acids)
Source: RefSeq, a predicted model, not a curated record
UGGCUGCUUUAAAGCACUACCUUGUAAUUAUUUUAAAGCAGGAAAGCAAAAUGGAGGAACUAAAAGAUGUCACAGUUCUUUUCAAAACAUCUAUUGUUGAACACUUUGGUGAGGCGUUGCUAAACUCCCUUUGUAAUCUAAAUUCAAUGGAUGACUAUCAAAACCUGGACAUAUCUCUUGUGUACAACCUUCUCAGGAACGUUUGCAAAAAUGUAACUCCCCCAAAACGAGGCUGGGGUUAUGAACCUUCUGCUGAUGAUGUAAGCCUGGGUGCUGAUAUUGAAAGAAUCCGUUCAAUGUGGAAUAGAUAUUGCGAUGGAGAGACGGAAUUUCUGUACCUUAGAGAGAUAUUUGUCAGAAUGGUUGAUCGAUAUGGAAAUACUUCAGAUCUCGUUAAAUUUGAAGACACUGGAAGGAUAAAAAUAUUGAGUUUUGAGAUAAAUCCUGAAUGUCAAGACGAAAAUGGAGUUGUUUUAACAAAGGCCUUAAAAGCAGUUCUAGAUAUUCUGGAACAAGAAUACUGUGUAGUAGUGAAAGGGGCUGUAGGAACUGGAAAAUCAACCUGUCUGAAUUACAUUGAUAGACAUUACAGAAGAAAUCAAUGGGAAGUAAGGAGGAAGGUAGGAAGUAUAACCCAGUCAGACGUGUACGUACCUGUAGAUGAAACAAGAAAGCUUUUGUGCUGCGAUGACCUCUUUGGGGUUUAUAAUAGAGGUAACUUUGCUGCAACCGCCGAAAUUAUUACGGCCCUGGAAAAUAUAGAGCAGAAAGUAAAUCAAAAUAUGAAAGUUGUCCUUGCUAUACAUGACCAUGUAUAUGAAGAGUUGCAAAAAAGCCAUUCUAUCAAAGUUUUUCAAAACAAACGUAACGUAGUAGACUUUAACGAACUUUCAGACGCAGAAAUGCUGCUGAUCUUUAAUGACCAAAGAAAGAAUGGUCAUUGUUCAAAAAACCCAAAAUGUUGGUUUCGAAACGUUGACUUUGAUUCGAUAAAGGACACUCUCAAAGAAAAUACAGGAAAAGUAGGAAAUCCAAUUCUUACUCUUUUAUAUUCUAAUCUUCAUGAUACAUUUGCCCCAAAAAAGGACACACAAGAUAUAGUUAAGGAAUUGUGCUCUAUAUUUCAAAACAUGUUGGAGAACAACCCUGAUUUAUUCCAUGUAUUGCUGUAUGUCAUGUUCGUUGAAACUCACAGCUUAGAUAAGAAUGUGGAAAAAUGGGCGUAUAAACUUGGAAGCCUCGACUCUACAAUGGUGGAUCAGAAUGUCAGCCAUCUUGAUGCAUUUCUUUUUGUCCAGGCUGAUGGAAGAAGAAUAAAAAUAAAACAUGAACUAUUAAGUUUUGCCUUAUUUAAGUGUUGUGCGAGUAGUAUGAGGUAUUUGCCUCUUCUUCUGAAGCACUGUCAAUUUGAAAUGAUUGAGGAAAUCAUACGACCGAUUCAUUCUCCUAACCAGAGUGAAUUUUGUGUUAUUCUAAAGGAAGAAAUGUACCAUGUUCUUAAUUCUAGAAUUCUGAAAGAAAAUUUAAUUCUGUACGUACAAUUUCACCCUCUAAUGGAAAGUUCCAAAUUCAGGUAUUCAUUAUAUUCGAUGAUGAAAAGUGAACCUUUGAUUCGCGAAAGUUUAGUUGUUAAAAAGAAGAAUCACAAAGACAAAUCUUCUACGAAAAAAAAGAAAUCUGCUGACAGAAAAGAAUUUUAAUAUUUUAUUUCACUUACACUCAUUUAUAUGAUAUUCAAAUGUGUGGACGUACCUCGUACGUCUUCGUCUUACUCGGUCACGAUGAUGUUAUCAAAGUUUU